AUGUACAUCAGCCUCAGAAUCUUCGUGCUCCUUGCUGUCCUGUCAACCAGCUCCUUGGGGCAGCAACCAAAAGAGAAUAGUCAUGCCAACCUAGGAGGUCCUGAGCUGGAGCAGACUCUGGCUGCCCAGCAUCGGCUUGCCCGUGCCCCUGCUUCCUCCAGCCAGCUGAGAGUUGAUGGAAAUGCUGACUCCAGGAGCAACUUCGGGGCUUUGCUGGCCAGGUAUAUCCAGCAAGCCAGGAAAGGUUCUUCUGCUCGAAUGCCAGUCAUCAAAAAUCUCCAGAGCAUUGACCCCAAUCACAGGAUAAAUGACAGGGAUUACAUGGGCUGGAUGGAUUUUGGGCGCCGCAGUGCAGAGGAAUAUGAAUACUCCUCCUGA
Molecule: messenger RNA, 378 nt
Organism: Gracilinanus agilis (Agile Gracile Mouse Opossum)
Lineage: Eukaryota; Metazoa; Chordata; Mammalia; Didelphimorphia; Didelphidae
Gene: CCK
Product: cholecystokinin
Exons: 2
Coding region: 1-378 (125 amino acids)
Biological process (GO): digestion
Cellular component (GO): extracellular region; axon
Molecular function (GO): neuropeptide hormone activity
Source: RefSeq, a predicted model, not a curated record